Messenger RNA from Solanum tuberosum (potato), 858 nucleotides. RefSeq lists its product as uncharacterized. Lineage: Eukaryota; Viridiplantae; Streptophyta; Magnoliopsida; Solanales; Solanaceae. Gene Ontology annotation, biological process: deadenylation-dependent decapping of nuclear-transcribed mRNA; P-body assembly. Gene Ontology annotation, molecular function: RNA binding. The transcript has 4 exons. The record is from RefSeq and is a predicted model, not a curated record. Bases 1 to 858 code for a protein of 285 amino acids. Gene Ontology annotation, cellular component: P-body.
AUGACUGGUGAUAAAAUACAGAGCAUUAUGAAAAUGCAGCAUUCUGCAACACAUGGAAAUGAUCCUUAUGUGGAUGUGGAUGAUUAUUAUCACCAGGCUCGGUUAACAAAGAAAGCAGCUGAAACAAGAUCAACACAUCGAUUCUGUCCAAAUAAGGAGCAAUCAUCACGGCCUCGUGUUCUUCUUGAAUUUGAUCCACCGGGUCUUGUUUCCAGUGAUGGAAGUGGUGAGCAUAAGUUUAGUCAGCCCCAGGAUGGUGGUGCUCAGCUCAGGCAGAAACGGCAGAUCCUCUUAGAAAGUAUGACAGCCUCGCUUCAACUUGUUGACCCUCUUGGCAAAAGUGGCAGUUCUGUAGGGCUUACCCCUAAAGAUGACAUUACGGAAGCAGCGGAGACCAUUACUAAUCUUGCAAAAACAGUCGCGGGAUGCAUCAGUGGCAUGGACCUCAAUUCUCUUAGUGCUUGUCUAGCUGCUAUUGUUUGUUCGUCAGAACAACCUCCUCUUUGCCCGCUUGGAAGCCCUGCUGGAGAUGGAGCCUAUGUUAUUUUAAAGUCUGUUCUUGAAAGGCCAUCUCAUCUGUUAACAGAUCCUCAGGCUGGUGGCAGCUUCAGCAUGCCUAAUCCUGCCCUUUGGCAGUCAUCUUUUGAUGCCGUCUUUGGUCUACUUACCAAGUAUUGUCUGAGUAAGUACGAAAGUAUAAUUCAAUCUAUACUUGCACAGACUACAUCAAACACUGAGGUGAUUGGUCCAGAGGCUGUAAGAGCCGUAAGUAGAGAAAUGCCUAUGGAGCUUCUACGUGCGAGUCUGCCACACACAAAUAAGCAACAAAGGAAGCUGUUGUUCAAUUUUGCUCAAUGA